Molecule: messenger RNA, 1178 nt
Organism: Daucus carota subsp. sativus
Lineage: Eukaryota; Viridiplantae; Streptophyta; Magnoliopsida; Apiales; Apiaceae
Product: glycine-rich cell wall structural protein 2-like
Exons: 1
Coding region: 294-962 (222 amino acids)
Source: RefSeq, a predicted model, not a curated record
CCCACUUAUCACAUUACAAUGACACUUACCACCACUACCGCCUAGGCACCUACCACUCCAACAACACCACUAACUCUCUUAUGGGACACCUUCGUUUUUUCAAUCAAUAAAGAACAAAGUAAAUCAGAAACUACUAGAAUUCCCCAUGCAACUUUACUGUUCUGCUUGUAUAUGCAAUGCCUAUAUAAGGACUGUCCCUGGUUUACCAUAAGUUGUCCUACAUUAAACUUGCAUACACAAAAGACAAAGUCGUUUAUGCGAAUUAUCUCUCUCGUUUGCAUUUAGGAAAUUUGAUGAAAAUGGUUAGUCCAAAGGUGAUUGCUUCUGCAUUUUUGGUUUUGUUCUUGGUGGAUAUCUGUUUUGCAGCCAGGGCUCCUAAGGCAUUGUAUGGUAAAGGUGGCGGAGGUGGAGGGGGAGGGGGGAAAGGAGGUGGUGGAGGUGGAGGCGGGUCAGAUGAAUAUGGGUCUGGUUCAGGAUACGGUUCUGGUUAUGGAUCUGGGGGAGGUUCAGGGUACGGUGGUUAUGGUGGGGAAGGGGAAGAAUAUGGUAGUGGUGGAGGUGGAGGAAGUGGAGGAGGGGGUGGUGGGGGAGGUGGAAGGGGCUCAGGCGGGGGUUACGGAUCUGGUUAUGGGUCUGGAAGUGGAUCAGGGUAUGGAUCAGGUGGCGGAAAAGGUAGGGGUGGAGGUCGCGGUGGGGGUCAAGGUGGAGGAGGUGGAGGCGGAGGUGGAUCUGGUUCUGGUUCGGGAUCAGGUAGUGGUUCAGGGUAUGGUAGUGGCAGCGGCUCAGGAUAUGGGUCAGGAGGCGGCAGGGGCAGUGGAGGAGGUGGUGGUGGAGGAGGAGGCGGUGGAGGUGGAGGGGGAGGAGGUGGUGGUUCAGGCUCUGGGUCAGGAUAUGGUAGUGGAUCAGGUUACGGAUCAGGUUAUGGUUCAGGUGGUGGUGAUGGAGGGGAUCAUGAACCAUGAAUAAUUUAAGCCAUGCAUAUAUAUCACAACUAUAUUUAAGAUGGCCAAUUGGCCAAUGUAUUUGUGCAAUAAGUUGGCUUCUAUCAAUCAUUCGUUCACAUAUGUAUUGGUAAAUGCUGCAUGGGUGUUUUACCCACGGUACGUACGCUACUAUCAGUUGAUGUAAUGAUUAUACCACAUUGUUUAAUAAUAACACACCCUCUUUUAAAUUGACUA